Messenger RNA from Carassius gibelio (silver crucian carp), 2085 nucleotides. RefSeq lists its product as uncharacterized. Bases 260 to 1333 code for a protein of 357 amino acids. The transcript is spliced from 3 exons. The record is from RefSeq and is a predicted model, not a curated record. Gene Ontology annotation, biological process: positive regulation of DNA-templated transcription. NCBI's taxonomy places the organism in Eukaryota, Metazoa, Chordata, Actinopteri, Cypriniformes, Cyprinidae. Gene Ontology annotation, cellular component: nuclear body.
AUAGACAUCUUUUAACAUACUUCUAGACUGAAAUCACUUCACACUCCAGCACAUGUGGUGGCGGUAUGCUCCAUAAAAUUGGUAUGCGACCCGCCAAUAAAUCCAAAGAAGAAGAAAAAGAACAAAAAGAAGAAGAACUAGGAACCGGGGAAUGUGACGUCACCAGGAAACGUUUUCAAAACAACAGCAGUAGCCAAAGAUAUAUAAUCUAAAACUACAGUGUGCGGUGACCGUGUAAUUUAACUGUAAACUACAAAACAUGUCCGAAAAUAAAAGCUCACAUCAGUGGUCUUCAGAGGAAACCAGUGUGCUGCUCGCGAUAUGGUCUUCCACAGAGAUCCAGGACAAACUGAAGAGCUCGAAAAGGAAGAUAACAGUUUACGAUGAGAUAAGCAAAGAAAUGCUGAACGGUGGCUUCAGUCGCUCGACCGACCAAAUUAUCAACAAGUUAAAAAAGCUUAAAAUGGAGUACAGGGACCUGAAAAGGAAACCAAGUAAAAGUGGACAGAUUAAUAAAACAUUCGACCACGACGUUAUGGAGUCUGUGCUAGGACACCUAACGUUUCCACCCAGUCAGCUGACCGAGGCCUUGGAUUCAGCGACAGCCACGCUCGAGACCAACACGGACUCUGCGGUGUCUGUAGCUGAGCUAGGCAGCAAAAGAGCGGAGCACAAAAACACAUAUCACUGGUCUUCAAAGGAAACCAGUGCACUGCUUGCUAUAUGGUCUUCCACAGACAUCCAGGAGAGAUUGGGGAGCUCAAAAAGAAAGAAAAGAGUGUAUGAGGAUAUUUACCAAGAGAUGGUAAAAGCUGGGUUUGAUCGCACAACCGACCAAAUCAUAAACAAACUGAAAAAACUAAGAAAGAGGUUCAGUGACAAAAACAAGGAGAAGAGUAAAAGCGGCAGCCAAUGGAGCAAUAAAACAACUAACUAUGAUGUUAUGGGCACUGUGCUGGAACGCCUGCCAGGGAAUCAAUUUACUGAAGUAUUCAAUUCAGCAACAGCCAUGCUUGAGACAAAUGUAGAAUCGCUGUCUUCUGCAGCUGAUCUUGACUCUUCAGCGGAGGAGGUGCUGGACCAAGCUGAAACAUUCUUCAGCCCUUCUCAAUCCCAACCUAGAAAGUCUCUGCGAACAACCAGAAUAAAGAAGAGAGAUUCAAACCAGGAGCUGCUGGAAUACUUGAAAACAGCUGAUGAACGGUUUAUGGCACACGCCAAAGAACUUAAUACUGCAACUCUUAAUAAAAUGGAUGAAGCCACAAAUUCUAUGCUGGGACUAUUGGGACGCAUGGUAGCGCUAAUGGAGGAACAGCAGGGAAUCAAGCCAUGAACACAGGAUUCCUUUAGUGCAUUUUAUUCUCAUUCGCGUGCUUCUUACAUUUCAAAGUCAAAGCAAAACCAAAACUGAUCCUUAAGUUACUUUCUCAAUAUAGAGAGCAUGACCAGCUUCACAUGGAAAUGAUGUAGCAAACACAGAUGUGUUUGACAGGAGUGAAGGUAAAGGCUUCUAACUUCUAGCUACAUCACAUUAACCGUAAAUAAGCUGUGUUCUUGUGUUUACUGUAUUUGAUUUAAAUUUGUGUGGGGUGAAAUUUCAGUGAUUUAUGGGAAACUAUUAGGACACUGUUGAAGCUGACUUCAAACUCCCUUCAUGACUUUGAUUAAAAGACCACAGAUGAAAGAUGCCGAUGUCAACGAGCGUACAUCAUGCACCAUAAAGCACCCAACAGAUUUCACAGUCAUACCUAAUACCUACAUUCUAGCUGACACAGCCUGAACAAUAACUGUAGUUCUGGUUGAGUCAGUUCCCUCUUUCCUUUUUCCCUUCCUAAAAUGUGUACUGAUGGCCAAAAACGAGGAUUUUCCCCUUCUCUACAUAAAAAAAGCAUCAACAUACAGGAUUUUGCAUAAUGGAAUUUCCUUUGCUGUUAACUAUAAACAGUUGUUACAUUUGUCUACUUUUUGUGAGUCCACGGUGUGUUCACUUGUCACUGCUGUGUGUGUGUGUGUGUACUUGAAUGGGUUAAAUGAAGAGCACCAAUUCCAGGUAUGGGUUACCAUACUUUGCAAAUGUCACGACUU